AUGGUAUCAGAAGAGCCAAUAUCUAACGAGUCACCGAUCCGAGUUACCACCAUGUCUUCCUCCUCUGAUCAAAACCCAAACUUCAAUCUCAACACCCAACCUCCUUCUGCCGCAGAAAAACCACUCAUUGCCCUCGACAUCACUGCCCAAAUCAAUGAAAAGUUAACUCCCUCCACCUUUCCUCAAUGGCGUGCUCAAUUUGAAGCACUCCAGGCAUCCUUCGCCUCUACAUCUUCGUCGAUCACCCCACUCAUUGCUACGGCAAAGACCUCCCAUGAAGCUUGGAAAAAGCUCAAUAAUUUAUAUGCUAGCCGAUCACGAACUCGUGCUAUGCAGUUAAAGGAGGAACUCACCUUAAUCCAGCGUGGAAAUCGGUCCAUCACGGAAUAUCUCCAUGCUGUGAAGGCCUUGGCUGAUGAAAUAGCCAUUAUUGAUCAUCCAAUUUCGGAUGAUGACCUAACCCUUUAUGUAUUAAAUGGUUUAGGUCCAGAUUUUCGGGAGAUCGCAGCGCCUAUCUGA
Juglans regia (Persian walnut) is the source of this 519-nucleotide messenger RNA. RefSeq lists its product as uncharacterized. The transcript is spliced from 2 exons. The record is from RefSeq and is a predicted model, not a curated record. Bases 1 to 519 code for a protein of 172 amino acids. NCBI's taxonomy places the organism in Eukaryota, Viridiplantae, Streptophyta, Magnoliopsida, Fagales, Juglandaceae.